AGCCGCGUCAUCACAACAAACUCAAACAAACAUGGCGCCGAGUGUGGCGGCGGUUCUGACUGUUUCCGCGGUAGUUGCUGCGCUUCUGGCGCCGCUUUUCGUCGCCCUCCCGAGCGGAACGUGUCCGGCGGUGUGUCUGACGCUGCCCGCCGUCCUGCUGCUGCUGUGGGUCCGGCGGCUGCGGCGGCGGGACGCCAGGACGGACCGGCGGGUGUGCGUGCUGGUACUCGGGGACAUCGGACGGAGCCCCCGCAUGCAGUAUCACGCUCUGUCCCUGAGCAGACACGGAUACCGGGUUUCCUUCGUGGGAUUUUUAGACAGCAAACCUCAUCCGGACGUGAUGAAGGAGGAGAAGAUCCGGAUGGUCUCCAUGGCUGAAGUGAAGGCUGCUGGAGGACCCAAGCUCUUCUCGUACGCCAUGAAGGUGGUCCUGCAGUCUGUGCAGCUGCUCUGGGUGCUGCUGAGGAUGGAGCUCCAGGCCCACGUCCUCAUGCAGAAUCCUCCUGGGCUGCCUGGGAUUGCAGUGGCGUGGUUGGUGUGCGUCCUCCGCGGCAGCAACUUCAUCAUCGACUGGCACAACUAUGGUUACACCAUCAUGGCUCUGAGCCACGGGGCGGGGCAUCCUGUGGUCCGCCUGGCAAAGUGGUACGAACAUUUCUUUGGGCCUCUGGCGACCCAUCACCUCUGCGUCACCAACGCCAUGAAGGACGACCUCCAGAGGAACUGGGGCAUCAAGGCGAGGACGCUGUACGACCGGCCCGCCUCCAUCUUCAGGGAGACUCCACUGCAGCUGCAGCACCAGCUCUUCGUCAGGCUGGCUCGCACUCAUCCUCAGUUUCAGGGGUCCGAGGAGGACGAGGAGAGCUCCGUCUUCACCGUUCGAGAGCCGACAGGCGGCGCCGUGAGUCUGAGGACGAAGCGCCCGGCGCUCCUGCUGAGCAGCACCAGCUGGACAGAGGACGAGGACUUCUCCAUCCUGCUGAAGGCUCUGGAAGAGUACGAAGGCUUCGUUGGAGGCGGAGCGCCGCUGCCGGAUGUGGUCUGCGUCAUCACAGGUAAAGGCCCCCAGAAGGAACACUACAGGAAGCUGAUGGGGGCUCUGCGUCUGCAGCACGUUAAGAUCUGCACGCCCUGGCUGGAGGCGGAGGACUACCCGCUGCUCUUAGGCUCAGCAGAUGUGGGAGUUUGUCUCCACAAGUCGUCCAGCGGUCUGGAUCUGCCCAUGAAGGUGGUGGACAUGUUCGGAUGCUGUCUUCCUGUCUGCGCCAUCCGCUUCCGCUGCCUGCAGGAGCUGGUGAAGCACGAGGAGAACGGCCUGAUCUUCACAGACUCUGCAGAGCUGGCAGAGCAGCUGAAGUCUCUCCUCUCAGAGUUUCCUCGUCCCGGCAGACUGGGAGCCUUCAGGAGGAACCUGCAGACCACCAGGGGGCAGAGCUGGGACGAGAACUGGGACCAGAAUGUUCUGCCUCUGAUCACAAACCAGGGAUGAGGUCAGGAUGCUGAGGAGCCUGGAACAGCAUCACUCCACACUGCCUCCCGGUGGUCAGUCCGGGUACUGCGCUGGACUGUUAGUGAGGGGACGACACCGAGGGGCAGCUGCUUUAAGGAAAGAGGGGCAGGACCAGAAGAUGGAAGAACUUUCCUGAUGAAGGCGGACUUGAAUCCUCAUCAGAGACUUCAAGAGUUUGCAGGCUGCGGUUCCCUUCCUUCAUUCCUCUUUCCUUUGAAUGUAAAUAAAAACCGUCACACAUG
Messenger RNA from Oryzias latipes (Japanese medaka), 1752 nucleotides. It is a transcript of the gene alg1, whose product is annotated as ALG1 chitobiosyldiphosphodolichol beta-mannosyltransferase. NCBI's taxonomy places the organism in Eukaryota, Metazoa, Chordata, Actinopteri, Beloniformes, Adrianichthyidae. Gene Ontology annotation, cellular component: endoplasmic reticulum. The record is from RefSeq and is a predicted model, not a curated record. Gene Ontology annotation, molecular function: mannosyltransferase activity.